Messenger RNA from Penicillium argentinense, 1107 nucleotides. RefSeq names its product GTP-binding protein RBG1. The transcript is spliced from 9 exons. Gene Ontology annotation, cellular component: cytoplasm. NCBI's taxonomy places the organism in Eukaryota, Fungi, Ascomycota, Eurotiomycetes, Eurotiales, Aspergillaceae. The coding region runs from base 1 to 1107 and encodes 368 amino acids. The record is from RefSeq and is a predicted model, not a curated record. Gene Ontology annotation, biological process: cytoplasmic translation. Gene Ontology annotation, molecular function: GTPase activity; GTP binding.
AUGUCGACCACAAUUGACAAGAUCAAGGAGAUCGAGUCCGAGAUGGCUCGGACUCAGAAGAACAAGAACACCUCCUUCCACUUGGGACAACUUAAGGCUAAGCUUGCGAAGCUCAAGCGAGAGCUGCUGACCCCGUCUGGAGGUGGUGGCGGCGGCGGUGGUGCCGGCUUCGAUGUUGCGCGUACUGGUGUUGCCAGUGUUGGUUUCAUUGGUUUCCCCUCCGUCGGAAAGAGUACUCUGAUGAGCAAACUCACCGGCCAGCACUCCGAGGCUGCCGCAUACGAGUUCACAACCCUUACGACAGUGCCUGGACAAGUCAUGUACAACGGUGCGAAGAUUCAGAUUCUGGAUCUUCCUGGUAUUAUUCAAGGUGCCAAGGAUGGUAAGGGUCGUGGUCGUCAGGUCAUUGCUGUCGCGAAGACCUGCCAUUUGAUUUUCAUUGUGCUCGAUGUCAACAAGCCUUUGGUUGACAAGCGUGUCAUCGAGAAUGAAUUGGAGGGAUUCGGUAUUCGUAUCAACAAGUCGCCCCCCAACAUCAUGUUUAAGAAGAAGGACAAGGGUGGUAUUGCUAUCACCAGCACUGUUCCUUUGACCAACAUCAGUCACGAGGAAAUCAAAGCCGUCAUGAACGAGUACAAGAUCUCGUCCUGCGAUAUCGCUAUCCGUUGCGAUGCCACCAUCGAUGACCUGAUUGAUGUCCUGGAAGCCAAGAGCCGAAGCUACAUCCCCGUCGUCUAUGCGCUGAACAAGAUCGAUUCCAUCUCCAUCGAGGAGCUGGAUCUGCUGUACCGAAUUCCCAACGCUGUGCCCAUCAGUUCGGAGCACGACUGGAACAUCGACGAGCUGAUGGAGAUGAUGUGGGAGAAGCUUGAGCUGCGACGAAUUUACACUAAGCCUAAGGGCAAGGCACCCGAUUAUACCGCUCCCGUUGUGCUGCGCAAGAACAAGUGCACUGUGGAAGACUUCUGUAACGCUAUUCACCGUACCAUCAAGGAUCAAUUCAAGCAUGCCAUUGUGUAUGGCCGCUCCGUCAAGCACCAGCCGCAGCGAGUCGGUCUCGCUCACGAGCUUGCCGACGAGGAUAUCGUGUCGAUUGUGAAGCGGUAA